This is a messenger RNA of Scatophagus argus, 834 nucleotides long. It is a transcript of the gene rnf182, whose product is annotated as ring finger protein 182. The transcript has a single exon. The coding region runs from base 1 to 834 and encodes 277 amino acids. The record is from RefSeq and is a predicted model, not a curated record. NCBI's taxonomy places the organism in Eukaryota, Metazoa, Chordata, Actinopteri, Scatophagidae.
AUGAUGAUUGAGCUGCAAAGCACGGAUGAUGGUGGAGGUGGAGGUGGAUGUGGCCACGUGGACACGCUGGGCUCAGAGGAGCUGGAGUGUAAGAUCUGCUACUGUGCCUACAACCUGGGGAGUCGCAGGCCGAAGGUGCUCGAGUGCUGCCACCGUCUGUGCGCCAAAUGCCUCACUAAGAUCCUGGACCUGGGUGAGUCGCCUCCCAAUGCUGUGGUGUGCCCAUUCUGCCGCUACGUUACCAGACUGCCAGGGGAGGCAGUGAGCAGCCUGCCUGAUGACUGCAACCUAGUGGCGGCGCUGGCCCUUCAAAACAGGAAUCAGAGGAACCUCCACUUCCACCAGGAGGCGGCCACUGAGCUGCUCCUCAACCCCAGGAGCCUGAGCUCGCUGAUGAACCCACCUGUGACAUCUCUUUCUUCCUCUUCCUCCUCUGCCUCUUCCUCUACUACCUACUCUUCCAUCCGGGGCUCUCCUAACUUUGUGGUCAUUACCAUCAUGGAGCCUCCACCAGGCUCCAUGAUGGUAACCACUGAAGACCACAACCAGGGCUACCGCUCAUCCAGUCUGGACUCCAUGGCGUCCAUCACGCAGAGGUGGACGGUGUGGAACUGUGCGGCCCUUCUGUGCCAGACCUCAGCCCGGGUGCUGGUGUGGGUCCUGGGGCUGCUGUACUUCAGCUCGCUGCCCUUGGGAGUGUACCUGCUCAUCAUGCAGAGGACAACGCUCGGGGUGCUGCUGGUGAGCCUGGUUCCUGCCAGCCUGGUCAUGAUCAUGGUUUACGGGUUCUGCCAAUGUAUCUGCCAUGAGUUAUGGGACUGCAUGCCACCAUAA